GUGGUGUAAUAAUAAUAAUAAUAAUAAUAAUAAUAAUAAUAAUAAUAAGCCUUGCAGGAACUGUAAUGGCUCACAGCUGCUCUGAUGAGGAUACUGAUAUUAGUGAAUCUGAAAUUAGUGAGUAUGAAGAUAAAUCCUAUGAAGAACUGAAAAAUGGAAGUCAGGAUGUGAGAACAUCGGGCAAGACUUUCACUUGCCCCUACUGCCCUAAAAAGAGAAAGCAGGAUUAUUUAUACAAGGAGCUCCUUCAACAUGCUUCUGGGGUGGGUCAGAGUAGUUCACAAAAGAGAAAAGCAAGAGACAAGGCUAAUCAUUUGGCUUUAGUGAAAUAUUUGAAAAAGGAUCUCAUGAAUGUAGAUGUUCCAUCAAAUGAUUCAAAACCGGAAGAUGAAAGUGAUCCUUCUGUUAAUUCUAAUGAUCAGUUUGUGUGGCCUUGGAUUGGAGUUGUAGUUAAUAUUCCAACUAGACGGACAGAAGAUGGACGCUGUGUUGGUGAGAGUGGUUCUAGGCUGAGGGAUGAGUACAGAAGCAGGGGUUUCAAUCCAGUGCGAGUUAAUCCUUUGUGGAAUUUCCGGGGUCACUCUGGAACUGCUCUUGUGGAAUUCAAUAAAAACUGGCCAGGCUUACAUAAUGCAUUGGCAUUUGAAAGAGCAUACGAAUUAGAUCAUCAUGGUAAAAAGGAUUGGUUUACUAAUUCUGGGCAGAAGUCUGGUCUUUAUGCAUGGGUUGCCCGGGCAGAUGACUACAAGAUGAACAGUAUUUAUGGAGAACAUCUGCGAAGGAUGGGUGAUGUCAAAACCAUAUCCGAGCUUAUGGAAGAAGAAGCUCGGAGGCAAGAUAAACUUGUCUCGAAUUUAACUAACAUUAUUCAGGUCAAGAAUAAGCACUUAAAAGAGAUAGAAGUGAGAUGCCACGAGACUACAGAUAAAAUGAACCUUGUUAUGAAGGAUAAAGAUAAACUCAUUCAAGCUUAUAAUGAAGAGAUACAGAAAAUACAGUCAAGUGCCAGGGAUCACUUCCAAAGGAUUUUUACUGACCAUGAAAAGCUCAAAUUGCAACUGGAAUCUCACAAAAAUGAGCUUGAGUUACGGAAAGUUGAAUUGGAAAAACGUGAGGCACAUAACGAAAGUGAAAGAAAAAAGUUGGCAGAAGAAAUUGAGGAGAAUGCAUCGAAAAAUACCUCUCUUCAGAUGGCUGCUUUAGAGCAAAUGAAAGCUGAUGAAAAUGUUAUGAAACUGGCUGAAGAUCAAAAGAGGCAAAAAGAACAACUCCAUGCUAAAAUCAUUCAGCUUCAAAAACAACUUGAUAUGAAACAAGAGCUGGAGUUGGAGAUUCAGCAAUUAAAAGGUUCAUUAAGUGUGCUGAAGCACAUGGAAGAUGACGAAGAUGCAGAAAUUCUGAAUAAGGUAGAUACACUACAAAAGGAUUUAAGGGACAAGGAGCAGUCACUUCAAGACUUAGAUGCAUUGAACCAAACACUAAUCAUUAAAGAGCGUGAGAGUAAUGAUGAGUUGCAGGAAGCUCGACAAGCAUUGGUUGAUGCCAUUAAAGAGUUGCAAUCUCAUGGAAAUAUUCGUUUGAAGAGAAUGGGGGAACUUGAUACUAGACCAUUCCUUGAAGCAAUGAAGCAAAGAUAUAAUGAGGAGGAUGCUGAAGAGAGAGCUUCAGAACUGUGUUCAUUGUGGGAAGAAUAUCUAAAGGACCCAGAUUGGCAUCCAUUCAAAGUUAUCAUGGUUGAAGGAAAAGAAAAGGAAAUUAUUAGAGAUGACGAUGAAAAGCUGAAUGGGUUGAAAAAUGACUUGGGUGAAGGGGCAUAUAAAGCAGUGGUGGAAGCUUUGUUGGAAAUAAAUGAACAUAAUCCUAGUGGACGAUACUUAACCUCAGUAUUAUGGAACUAUAAACAAGGAAGGAGAGCAACUCUGAAAGAAGGAGUACAAUUUCUGUCAAAUCAAUGGAAAGUUCUUAAACGCAAGAGGGGAAUGACGGUUCUUUGGUUUGGAAUAGAAAUAAUCAAAAUAGUCACAGGGACCUUCUGUAGCAAAAUGGUAGACUGUGAUCAUGAAGAGGAAGGUCCUAGUAAACAGAGCGAGGCUAUUGUGAGCCUUGAGAGGGAAAUUCAGAACCAGAAUCAGAAAUUUAUGGAUAUGGAGCAUAAGCACGCGGAGAAAGCUCUUAUUAUGGGUGAACUCAUGGUUGGACUAGCACAGAACAUUGAUUCCAGGCAAAGAAAUCUGUUGGAAAUGGAAAAAAAAGAUUCUAGGCCUGGUCCUGCAUAUCUAGUGACACUAAGACUUGUUUCUCCUGCAUUUGUUGAUCAUGUAAUGGAAAUUACCUCUCUCCACAUUGCUGCUGUGAAACAACAAAAUGAUUAUGAAAAUGCAUUGAAACUGGGUGAUGAUUUAAAGGAGCAAGUUAAACAACUCAAUGCUAAAUUCAUUGAAAAAGAAUAUCAACUGACAAGGAAACGAGAACUUGAACUUGAAUAUGACAAGGUAGUGAGCCUGUUGCUGUCACAGGAGACACUGAAACAAACAGAAUGGAAAGAUAAAAUGAAAAAUAACUAUCUUAUGGCUGCUGCUGUGAAGCAAACAAAAGCUGAAAGAAAUGUUAUCAAGGGUUGGCCAUCAAAGGAGAAGAGGAAGGAAUUGAAAAGCUUAUUGUUGCAUCCCUCUGUCUGGGAGAGUGAGUCCCUGCUGGAGGAAGAGAGGCAGAAGAUGGCAGAGUUGGUCUUAGAACUGAAGGCCGAAAACGAGAGCUUGAAGGCCAAAAACAAAGAGCUGGAGAAUUGGUCAGCAAAGAUGGAGCUCCACAAAUUUUGUGUUGAAAUGUGCAAACACAGUUACAAGUGUAAGGAGGCUCUCAGCAAGCAGAGAAUGGUUAUUGAGAGCCUUCAGAGGGAGAUUGAGUUCAAGAAUCAUAAGUUAAUGGAGAUGGAGCACAAACAUAGUGAGACACUUACAUCUGUGCGCAGACUUAUUGUAGGGCUUGUGGAGAAUAUUAAUUGCAAAGAAAGAAGUCUGCUUCAAAUGGAAUGCAAGCAUAGUGAAUCAUUGAACAUGGUUCAGAAGUUGAUGAAUGAGAGAGAUAAAUUGCAAGAAAGAUGUCAUCAAGAUUUACAAUUGACGAAGGUCACAAACGCUAAUAUGAAUCAUGACAUGGAAUGUCUAAAGAAAGACGAUGGGCAGAUUAUCAAGGAACUGGAGGAGAGUAAAGCUCUACAUGAUCUACAACAGAACUUCAUUGAGGAGAUUGAAAAGUUGAAAACAGAGUUAGGAGAUCAGAGUCAUGUAAGAAGUGGUGGGGAUUUGAACACUCAAAUUUCUACUUUCAGAAAUAAAUUAAAGGACAAAAUGGAAUAUUUGGACCAUGUAGAAACCCUUUAUAGUUCUUUAGUAGUUAAAGAGAACCAGUAUAGACAAGAACUACAUGAUGCUCGUGAAGAAUCUAUAAAGAGUUUGCGAGGUAUGUUCAGAGGUCGAUCUCAACUUGGAAUUAAGAGAAUGGGAGAAUUAGAUCCAAAACCUUUUCAACAUUUGUGCUUGCAAAAGUACUCAGAUGAACAAUGGCAGGAGAAAUCUGCUAAGUUAUGUUCAGCAUGGGAGGAAAAUCUGAAGGAUCCAACUUGGCACCCUUUCAACAAAAUUGAGGUCAAUGGCAUAUUACAGGAAACAUUAGAUGAAAAUGAUGAAAAAUUGAAAGGGCUGAGAAGUGAAUGCGGUGAAGCUGUGUACCAGGCUGUAACAAAUGCAUUAAUGGAAAUAGAAGAAUACAAUUCAAGUGGAAGAUAUGCAAUUGCUGAAAUUUGGAACUGGAAGGAGGGAAGAAAAGCCACUUUGAAAGAAAUUGUUCAACAUAUUAUUAGGCAAUUGAAUAGUCACAAGCGCAAAAGAAAGUAGAGCAUUUUCAUUAGGUCUUUUAAGCAUUUUUAAAUUUCACUCUCCAAUAUGUUAUUUGUUUUUCUGGUUUAAUUUACCAAAACUUAUCUUAUUAUGUUCAAAGGCAUGUAAUUGAUAUAUCAAAAAACAAAAUGGUAAUGUAAUAAU
Molecule: messenger RNA, 4043 nt
Organism: Glycine soja
Lineage: Eukaryota; Viridiplantae; Streptophyta; Magnoliopsida; Fabales; Fabaceae
Product: kinesin-like protein KIF20B
Exons: 18
Coding region: 66-3896 (1276 amino acids)
Biological process (GO): gene silencing by siRNA-directed DNA methylation
Source: RefSeq, a predicted model, not a curated record